Nomia melanderi (Alkali bee) is the source of this 2084-nucleotide messenger RNA. The record is from RefSeq and is a predicted model, not a curated record. Lineage: Eukaryota; Metazoa; Arthropoda; Insecta; Hymenoptera; Halictidae.
GGUACGUCGCGGUACGUCGCGGUACGUCGGAUCCCGUCGGAUCUCGUCGGCGACACGCAUCUUCGCGGUCUUUCGGUUUCCCUCGGUGGGAAAAUUCGCGGCGAACAGGCGCUUUCGCUUUCUUCGGGAACAUCUUUGAACGGAACCGACGGUUUCUCUAUGAAUUUUCCGGUCGUCGGCUACGCGCGCUCGCUCGCGAAUGCUGCUCGGCCGAUCGCUCGUUACUCGCUUGUCCGCUUUCUCUCGCGUGUCGCGAAUGCCGCUGGAUGGGGGUAACGCUCGGAAGAUCGCGGAUGCCCAUUCGCGCAAACUGCGAUCCGUCGCGCGUCUUCCGUCUCCCGCCAAACAUCGCGCCGCUCGACUCGCGCCCGAUAUCGAGGAUCGAGGACCGAGGAUCGAACAUCGAGGAUCCAAGAUCGAGGAUCGAAGAUCGAGGAUCGAGGAUCGAGGAUCGAGGAUCGAGGAUCGAGGAUCGAGGAUCGAGCAUCGAGCGAGCAGCGUGUCGGGUAUAUCGUCCACCGACGUUCAAAACUGCGACGUCCACCUCGCGCACGCAAUUGAAACUUCAGCUGAUGCGAGAGCAACUGCAGGAACAAGAAAGACGGGAGGCAGAAUUUCGUCAGAGCUUGCAGCACCAGAGACCGGCAGCUGCUCUACCCAGACCCGUACCCCCCACGUCCCUUUCAACCAUUGGGGUGGACGUGCCGCCGCAAGUCUUGCAAGUACGGACAUUGUUGGAGAAUCCGACGCGCUACCAUGUCGUUCAAAAGCAAAAGAAUCAGGUGCGACAAUAUCUGCACGAAUCGUUCCGUGGCGGCACAGACGGUUGCGCCGAGACUGAAAACCUUCUCGGAAAAAGUUCGAUCGAGACCGUACCGUCGUCCGUUCCAAUGGUUGUCCAUAGCGCGCCGCCGGGACCAGCGGUUCACCAUCCGAAACCGCAGCAUCCUCAUUUGGCAUCGUAUCCACACCCACAACCGCAACCGCAACCGCAACUGCAACAUCAACCACAGCCGCAACCACAGUCACGGUCACAGCUGCAAUCGCAACCGCAACCGCAAACGCAGCCGCAAACGCAACAACAACAGCAGCAGCAGCAGCAGCAGCAGCAGCAGCAGCAGCAGCAACAGCAACAGCAACAGCAACAGCAACAGCAACAGCAACACCAACUUCCUCCGUCCGUGUUAUCGCACGGCAAUUCUGUUACGGCUAGUCCAGACCCUACGUCCGGCGCCAUGUCGCCGGGUCUCUCCAGCGUCGCCACUAGCAAUUCCGAGGCGGAGGACCUUCUCGACGAUAUCCUGUCGUUCGAGGGUGGUUCGUUGGGCGACAGUCUGAAAGACGGCCAACCGGGAAGUCUGAGCAAUAUUCCCGAGCUAGAGAUUAAACCGGAGCCUCUAUUGCUCACCGAGGCGGAGAUUCACGCCCUCGCGAAAGAUCGACAGAAAAAAGAUAACCACAACAUGAUUGAGAGGCGACGACGUUUCAACAUCAACGAUAGAAUCAAAGAACUCGGCACUCUUCUGCCUAAAACCAACGACCCGUAUUACGAAAUCGUUCGCGAUGUCAGACCGAACAAGGGCACGAUCCUGAAAUCGUCGGUCGAAUACAUCAAACUUUUGAAAACCGAAGUACUGCGAAUGAAGCAGCACGAGCUGAGACACAAGCAACUGGAGCAUCAGAAUCGUCGAUUGCUCCUACGAGUACAAGAAUUGGAACUUCAGGCGAAGGCGCACGGGUUACCAGUUUCCAACUUCAAUUGGGCCUCGAAUUCUACCAGUAUGCUGAACGCCUUCUCUCGAAGCAAGCUGGAGCAUCGUAAGAUUCCGGACCUAGUCGCGGAAGAGGCGACGAGUUUGAGCAUGUCGCAGCUCGACGAUCUAAUGGAGGACGACGCGACCGGUCCGAUUCACAGCGGCGAUCCGAUGCUGUCUUCGCCGCAUCUUCCACCUUUAAGUCCACCGGCCACGGGGUGUCAGCACGCCCUACCGGACGAAGAUACCCUCGGCAUCGGUUUGUUAAUACAUUUCGAUAGAUACUCGACCUACGAGCGAUGUGCAUUUCAAAGUACAUACUUGAUUUGA